AUGUCGACUUCGAAAACAUUGAAAAAGAUUAUCUACGCUCUAGUAUCCGCGUUUCUGUGCAUCCGAAUCCUGCGCCGACUAUGGCCUCAACAUGAACAUCAAGAACAUCUCGAACCAGGCCCACUUUGCGCCUCAGGAGUCGUGUACACAGUCCAGAAAGGCGAUACCUGCGAUAGCAUUUCUCUCGCACACAAAGUCCCCUCUCACGGGUUGUGGGAGGCGAACAAAGAAUCUAUCGUGAUAUGCGACUUCCUGGACAGCCACGUCGGGAUGCAACUCUGCAUACCGUUCUCGUGCAGAGAGGUCUACAAGGCUCAGGAAGGCGAUACCUGUGAGAGUAUCGAGCAGACGCACGCAGAGGUCUUGCGUGGCGAGAGCUUUAUAAAGCUCAAUCCGUGGCUGCAGCGUGCUUGGCUUUGUGACCAGCUUGAGUCAGGCUCGUAUUAUUACGGCAAGACGUUUUGUCUGGGCUAUCAGGGUGGGUUCUUUGGGACUACGGAAGAUGUCCCGAAUCCGGUGUUUCUUGACGAAAACCGUGAUCCUGUCCAUCUUGGUGGCUCUGCAAAUGGGCAGAAUCGGUUGAUUGCGCACACAUGA
Aspergillus melleus is the source of this 597-nucleotide messenger RNA. Its product is annotated as LysM peptidoglycan-binding domain-containing protein. The record is from RefSeq and is a predicted model, not a curated record. Lineage: Eukaryota; Fungi; Ascomycota; Eurotiomycetes; Eurotiales; Aspergillaceae. The coding region runs from base 1 to 597 and encodes 198 amino acids. The transcript has a single exon.